AUGAUCAAGGGCAAGCCCGCCCAGCAACUAUCUUCAAUUCUGCCACCUCUCGUCUUUGGUUGUGCCGUCUUCAACUCACAAUACAACGACGUGAACAAGCUAGACACAGUUGGCUUGGUUCAAGAGGCACUCGAAUUUGGUAUCAGAGCUUUUGAUACCAGCCCUUACUAUGGACCUAGUGAAGAGCUUAUAGGAGCCGCCCUCGAUACAGAGUUUGUACGCGCACACGUGCCCCGUUCCGACCUCUUCUACAUCACCAAGUGCGGCCGUAUUGCUGGAGAUGAGUUCGAUUAUUCCNCCGAGUGGGUUCGUCAGAGUGUCGCUCGCAGUCUGCAGAGACUUCGCACCGACUACCUCGACAUUGUUUACUGUCACGACGUGGAAUUCGUCAGUGAGGAUGAAGUCAUGGGAGCUAUANAAGAGUUGCGACGCAUUCGCGACGAGGAAGGCACACUGCGCUAUGUUGGUAUCUCUGGAUACCCCGUUCCUCUGCUUUGCUCGCUCGCUGAGCGCGUUCUUCGCGAGACUGGCGAGCCUCUCGAUGCUGUCAUGUCCUACGCAAAUUACACACUGCAAAACACUACACUCGCAACAAAUGGCAUUGCACGUCUGCGUGCCGCUGGCGUUGACGUCGUACCAAACGCAUCACCACUUGGCAUGGGUCUUUUGCGUCGCGCAGGUCCUCCUGUGGCCGGCCAAGGCGAUUGGCAUCCUGCUGGUCCCGGCGUUAGAGCAGCCAUCCGUCGUGCGAGCGACUUCUGCGACCGCCACGGAGAGCGCCUCGAGGUCAUUGCUAUUCGCUUCGCUCUCGAAUCAUGGUUGACUGCAGGUGCAAGCGUUGGCUCUCGAGGUGAUCCUGCCUCUGGUGUUCCAUGGACUCGCGAGUCAAACGAGCAGGUUGGAGGCCAGAAGCUCGGUGUCAGCGUUAUGGGUGUCAGUAACGCUAGCGAGCUGGAGAAGACAAUGUCAGUCUGGCGUAGUAUUCUCGAUGGUCUUGAGGGUGGUGAAGAGACUGUCAAGCUCGCUGGUCGCUGGAAGAGAGAUCACGAGUGGAGUCUGAACCGCAAGCAUGGUGUCCAGAUCAUGGCCGAUGGUAUCCAGGAGCAUUUGGCAGAAUAUCUGGAUUUCGCUUGGGACAGCCCUGGCAAGGACUAUGUCAACAAGAGAGCGGUCAAAAAUCUGUCAGCGCCUCAAGCUGAGGAUGCCCCUUGGUUGACUCCUGCGCAGAGUCCGCAGGCCGAGCAAGACCUUCCUGAGGAGAUCAGCAUUGCACUCAGAUGA
This is a messenger RNA of Aureobasidium musti, 1281 nucleotides long. The record is from the annotation of a GenBank genome assembly. Lineage: Eukaryota; Fungi; Ascomycota; Dothideomycetes; Dothideales; Saccotheciaceae.